Perkinsus marinus ATCC 50983 is the source of this 651-nucleotide messenger RNA. Its product is annotated as adenylosuccinate lyase, putative. Bases 1 to 651 code for a protein of 216 amino acids. Lineage: Eukaryota; Perkinsozoa; Perkinsida; Perkinsidae. Gene Ontology annotation, molecular function: N6-(1,2-dicarboxyethyl)AMP AMP-lyase (fumarate-forming) activity. The record is from RefSeq and is a predicted model, not a curated record. The transcript is spliced from 7 exons. Gene Ontology annotation, biological process: IMP biosynthetic process.
AUGGGCAAGUUCAAUGGUGCUACGGGCAACUAUAACGCCCAUAUUAUCGCCUAUCCCAAUGUGGACUGGUUCGAGAUCUCGAGAAUUCUGGUGGAAGAUCAUCUUGGUCUCAACUGGCAGCCUGUAUCGACCCAGAUCGAGAGCCACGAUUACGUCUCGGAGAUGUGUGAUACUGUUGCGAGGAUGAACACGAUUAUCAUCGACUUAUGCCGUGAUUUCUGGAUGUACAUCAUGCGAGGAGUUUUGGGUCUCCGUACCAUUGCUGGCGAGGUGGGGUCCUCCACCAUGCCUCACAAGGUCAACCCGAUAGACUUCGAAAAUGCUGAGGGUAACUGUGGUGUGGCGAUCUCGAUGUUGCAUCAUUUCUCAACUAAGCUGCCUAUCUCCCGAAUGCAGAGGGAUCUGACAGACAGUACGGUACAGCGGGCAGUCGGGUCCGCUUUUGCCCAUACUAUUAUAGCCAUUGAUUCCACUAUCAAGGGCCUCAGCAAGGUCAUGGUGUCCGCUCCUAUUGCCAACCGUGAGCUCGAGGAUCAUUGGGCGGUGACUGGGGAAGCCGUGCAAACCGUCAUGAGACGAUACGGGCUGGAGAGACCUUACGAACGUCUGAAGGAGUUCACUCGUGGUCGUGAAUUGAUGCCACUUCUAUGA